AUGUGCAUAGUAAUAAGUGCUAUAUGUAUAGUACAUACUCUAUACAACGAGGUCGAAGUGGCAGACCGAAACCCCCAAUCUCCGGUAUCCAAUACCCCAUCCGCCUCCAACCAUCUAUCUACUCCGCAGCCGCCUCGGAAUCCUCCUGGCAUAGUCCCUUCAGCCCCAACCUUUGCUCCCGUUUCGUCGAGCCGCCCCGACAGCCAACCUCGCGCCCGCCCCCUCGCCACUCCCCAACAUCAACGGGACCAGCAAUAUCAUAACCCAUCCUCGGCACCACGACAAAUUCUGGGAAGAAGGCGGCGAACUUCCGGCGCCGAUAGCAACCACAUCUUACUGAGCGCUCCGAUCUCUGAAUCGCCAGCCUCCGAGGUUACCUCGACAGGAUCUCCUCCAACCAAACGUCGGCGGGCCGAGGUUACCAUGUUGGCGGACGCAGACGACUCGGGAGCAGCUAUUGGCAAAUCACGGUCUUAUACUAACGGUAAGCCCAGCCAACGGCCUCCGGCAGCUGGUACUACAAAUGGAACCCAUAAACUAAGUUCAUCUAAAAAUGGAACAUCUAAACUGCGGAAUGCUGAGAAAUAUUUUAAUCAUGAUCGUGAGGAAGUCACAAGGAUCCUUAUACAGGCGCUUUCAGACAUGGGGUACCACUCGGCAGCACAAAACGUCAGUGAAUCCAGUGGCUAUGAGCUUGAAAAUCCAACAGUUGCUUCCUUCAGAACUGCUAUCCUUGAGGGUGAUUGGGUGGAGGCGGAAGAACUUCUUGAUGUGACAGCACCGUCCGGGGAACCUGGGAGCUCCAAUAACAGCGGGCUUGUGCUCGCUGCUGGUGCGGAUCGAAAUGUGAUGAGAUUUUGGAUACGCCAGCAGAAAUAUCUCGAACUUCUGGAACGAAAAGAACAUGAUAAAGCAUUGAUGGUGCUCAGGCGUGAGCUUACGUCCCUUUAUCAGGAUACUCGUAAACUUCACUUCCUCUCGGCCUUGCUAAUGUGUCCAACUAAGGAAGAACUACGGUCCAAGGCCGGCUGGGAUGGGGCUAAUGGGCGGUCGAGGCAUACACUACUCUCAGAACUCUCAAAAUGUAUAUCUCCUUCGGUUAUGCUUCCAGAGCAUCGGCUAGCCGAUCUGUUAGACCAGGUUAAGGAAUCACAGAUAACAAGCUGUGUUUGGCAUUCACGUGGCGAAGCGCCGUCAUUGUAUUCUGAUCAUGUUUGCAAUCGGCAUGACUUCCCUACUGAGACAGUAUUUGAACUUGAUGAUCAUGCCGGAGAAGUAUGGCAUGUUGUUUUCUCCCACGACGGGACUAAAUUAGCUAGCUGUGGCGGUGAUAAGCAAGUUAUCAUUUGGGAGGUGCCGUCCUUCAAGAUACUCCAUUGUCUGAGCGAUCAUGGCGACGGGGUGGGCAACAUUUCAUGGAGUUGGGAUGAUUCAAUGCUAGUUUCAUGUUGUCGAGAUCGGUAUGCACGGUUGUGGGAUGCCAAGACCGGGCAAUGCCUUCGAGGAUUAUAUCAUUACCAAGAGCCUGUUAGCAGUUGUGUCUGGGCUCCUGAUAACAAGUCUUUUGUUAUAGGCUCACUGGACAAGGUUAGCAGUCUAGUCCAAUGGAAUCUUGCUGGGGAAAAAAUUCACGACUGGAAAGGUCCUCAGCGCAUAGAGGAAUUAGCCUUAUCCCCUGACGGACGUUGGCUUGUGGCAAUGGACUGCGCGAAGCAUAUACACGUCUACAACUUCCAGACGAGAGAGUUUGAGUAUAAGUUGGAUUUAAAAUCCAGGUUAACUUCUCUUAGCAUCAGCGAGAAUUCAAGAUACCUCUUGGUCAACCAGACAAAUGGUUACGCUCAGCUGGUGGAUCUGGUUCUUCGAACGCCAGUACAGCAUUAUACGGGUCACACAGGCGGCGAAUUCGUGAUUAGGGCCUCACUGGGGGGUGCUCAUGAAAUGUUUGUGAUAUCUGGUAGUGAGGAUGGCUAUAUAAAUAUCUGGAGUAAAGUUACGGCGCAAUGUAUCCAGAGAUUGUCAGCCCACAGCCCCAGGUGUAAUUCGGUUGCUUGGUGUCCGACAAACCCGCAGCUAUUUGCGUCGUGCGGCGAUGAUGGCAAAAUCAAAAUCUGGUCUAAUGAUACAUGGAGGCGCAACCAACGGCAGCUGGCAACAACGAGUAGGGAUUCAACUGCCUGA
This is a messenger RNA of Xylaria bambusicola, 2181 nucleotides long. Its product is annotated as WD40-repeat-containing domain protein. The coding region runs from base 1 to 2181 and encodes 726 amino acids. Gene Ontology annotation, biological process: proteasome-mediated ubiquitin-dependent protein catabolic process. Gene Ontology annotation, cellular component: GID complex. The record is from RefSeq and is a predicted model, not a curated record. Lineage: Eukaryota; Fungi; Ascomycota; Sordariomycetes; Xylariales; Xylariaceae. The transcript has 7 exons. Gene Ontology annotation, molecular function: protein binding.